Messenger RNA from Lactuca virosa, 519 nucleotides. NCBI's taxonomy places the organism in Eukaryota, Viridiplantae, Streptophyta, Magnoliopsida, Asterales, Asteraceae. The record is from the annotation of a GenBank genome assembly.
GUUCAACCAUAACUAUAUCAACACCUUCAUGAAAUGACUCCAAACGAAUCUAAUACUACCCUAAAGGAAAACAGGAAAACUAACACAGAUCCAGUGCGUCCUGUUGCCAACUUCCCUCCUCCUAUCUGGGAUGAUCGUUUAUUGUCAUUAACUGUUGACUAUUUGGAGUUGGAAGCAUACGCUAAAGCCAUUGACGAACCAAAAGAAGAGCUGAGAAGAUUGAUAAUUAAUGUAAACAUGGAUUCAAAUGCGAAAUUAUGUUUGAUCAAUUCUGUCUACCGUCUUGGCUUGAGAUAUAUGUUUCGGGAAGAGAUUGAAUGUCAACUUGACAAACUUUUCAAGGAGCUGAACAUGGAAGAUCACUACUAGAAAAAAGGCUUUCCUUGACAGACAUUGUCUGUCGUAAAUGCCUAUACAUGACAGACAAAUGUCUGUCAUUGACAGCCAUGUCAUAAAGGAUAAUGACAGGCAUUUGGCCUGUCAUAAAUUUUACGACAGACAUUUAUGACCCACAAUUAC